Messenger RNA from Plasmodium yoelii, 3003 nucleotides. RefSeq names its product fam-b protein. The record is from RefSeq and is a predicted model, not a curated record. Bases 1 to 3003 code for a protein of 1000 amino acids. Lineage: Eukaryota; Apicomplexa; Aconoidasida; Haemosporida; Plasmodiidae. The transcript is spliced from 2 exons.
AUGGAACCAUUUAAUAUUUUAAAAAAAAUUGUGAUAUUUCAGGUUAUUAUUUGUUCCUUUGAAUAUCCAAAAAAUAUUUUAUACGAUAUAAGAAAAGGACAAAAUGUAUAUUCUCAAACAAAUUCAACAGUUUUUAGAAAUGAUAGAAUAUUAAAAGGUUCAAAACAUGAAUUAGAUGUAAAUUAUUUUUACGAAUCCGUUAUGAGUAUUGCAUCUAUGAAAGAUGAACAUGAAGAAUGCGGUGAAACACAGGGUGAAAAAUAUAACGAACAUAUUGUAAAGUUGCGUGAAAAUAACGAAAAAUAUAGAAAUAAAAAUAAAUAUAAAGAAACAGAAAUAUGUGAAGAUGAUUUGGAUUAUACAGAUAUUGAUAACUAUGUAGAUGAUGGGCAAGCAAGUGAAAUUGAUGAAAUAACAAGCGUAGAUGAUGAACUACUAAGUGUAUAUGAUAAAAGAGCAGAUGUAAGCAAUAAAAGGGCAAGCAUAGAUGGUAAAGGAUCAGAUGUAAGCAAUAAAAGAGCAAGCAUAGAUGGUAAAGGAUCAGAUGUAAGCAAUAAAAGGGCAAGCAUAUAUAAUGAACUAGCAAAAGUCGGUAAUAAAAGAGCAGAUGUAAAUGAUAAAAAACCAAGUAUAGAUGGUAAAGGAGCAGAUGUGAGCAAUAAAAGAGCAAGUAUAGAUGGUAAAGGAGCAGAUGUAAGCAAUAAAAGAGCAAGUAUAGAUGGUAAAGGAGCAAGUAUAUAUAAUGAAAUAGCAAAAGUCGAUAAUAAAAGAGCAAAUGUAAGCAAUAAAAGAGCAAGUAUAGAUGGUAAAGGAGCAAGUAUAUAUAAUGAAAUAGCAAAAGUCGAUAAUAAAAGAGCAGAUGUAAAUGAUAAAAGGACAGAUGUAAAUGAUAAAAAGGCAGAUGUAAAUGAUAAAAGGGCAGAUGUAAAUGAUAAAAAGGCAGAUGUAAAUGAUAAAAGGGCAGAUGUAAAUGAUAAAAAGGCAGAUGUAAAUGGUAAAAAGACAGAUGUAAAUGAUAAAAAGGCAGAUGUAAAUGAUAAAAGGGCAGAUGUAAAUGAUAAAAAGGCAGAUGUAAAUGAUAAAAGGGCAGAUGUAAAUGAUAAAAAGGCAGAUGUAAAUGGUAAAAAGACAGAUGUAAAUGAUAAAAAGGCAGAUGUAAAUGAUAAAAGGGCAGAUGUAAAUGAUAAAAAGGCAGAUGUAAAUGAUAAAAAGGAAGAUGUAAAUGAUAAAGGAGCAAAUGUCGAUAAUAAAAGAUUAUGUAUAGAUGAUGUCAUAUUAUAUAUAGAUGAUGGUCAUGUAAGUAUAGAUGAUGAUAUAUUAUAUAUAGAUGACGAUACUGCAAGUAUAGAUGAUGAUGACAUAAGUAUAUAUGCUAAUGUAAAUAUAGAUGAUUUUAAUGUAAAUACAAAUGAUGCUAGUGUAAAUACAAAUGAUGCUAAUGUAAAUACAAAUGAUGCUAAUGUAAAUACAAAUGAUGCUAGUGUAAAUAUAAAUGAUGCUAGUGUAAAUACAAAUGAUGCUAAUGUAAAUACAAAUGAUGCUAAUGUAAAUACAAAUGAUGCUAGUGUAAAUAUAGAUGAUGCUAAAGACUGUGUAUUUGAUUCUAAAAUGAGUAUAUUUGAUUCUAAAAACAGUCUAUUUGGUUCUAAAAUGAGUAUAUUCGAUUCUAAAAUGAGCAUAUUCGAUUCUAAAAUGAGUAUAUUUAAUUCUAAAAACAGUAUAUUUAAAUUUAAAAACAAUAUAUUUAAAUUUAAAAACAGUAUAUUUGAUUCUAAAAACAGUAUAUUUGAUUCUAAAAACAGUAUAUUUGAUUCUAAAAAGAGUUUAUUUGGUUCUAAAAAGAGUUUAUUUGGUUCUAAAAAGAGUUUAUUUGGUUCUAGAAAGAGUUUAUUUGAUUCUAAAAGGAGUUUAUUUAAUUCUAAAAGGAGUUUAUUUAAUUCUAAAAGGAGUUUAUUUAAUUCUAAAAGGAGUUUAUUUGAUUCUAAAAUGAGUUUAUUUGAUUCUAAAAUGAGUAUAUUUAAUUCUAAAGAUUGUAUAUUUGACGAUAAAGCAAAUACAUAUGAUAAUAAAGUAAGUAUGUUUGAUGAUAAAACGGGUAUAUUUAAUGGUAAAGCGAUUAUAUUUAAUGACAAGGCGAGUAUAUUUAAUGGUAAAACGGGUAUAGUUAAUGGCAAAGCGAAUAUAUUUAAUGACAAGGAGAGUGAAUUUGAUGAUACAGUAUACAUAUUUAACGAUAAAUCAAGUAUAUUUAAUGAUAAAGCAAAUAUAUUUGAUUAUAAAGUAUAUAUAUUUAAUGAUAAAGAUGACAUAGAUGAUAAUGACAGUAUAUUUGAUGAUAGAGUAUGUAUAUUGGAAGAUAACGAAAAUAUAAAUGAUGAUGAUGAUGAUGAAAGCAUAGAUGAUGAUCAAGUAUGGGUAUUUGAUGAUAAAUUACAUAUAUUUAAUGAUAAAGUAAAUAUAUUUGAUGAGGAGAAUAAUGUAAAUGAUGAUAAGGAAAAUGUAAAGGAUGAUAGGGAGAAUGCAAAGGAUGAUAAGGACAAUAUAGAUGAAAAUAGAGUAUGUGUAUUGGAUGAUAUUACGGAUAAAUUUGAAUCAUCAAGAGAGAAAAAUCAUAAUAAAAUAAAAUGUAAGCGAGAUUUGGUUAUACCUUCAGAUAAUCCAGUAAAAAAAAGAACAAGUUUUUCAUCAGAAUAUGAUCAUUUUAAACGAGUAAUAAAUAAUAGAAAUAUCUUGGUUAUUGAUUUCAAUAAUUAUGAAAGAGAAUAUAAUAGAAUUAUUUUCACAGAUUAUAAAACUCCCAAAUAUAAUGGUCGUAUCAAUACUACGUUAAAAAAAAAAAUAAUAAAUAUGGCUGUAAAUAUAAUAAUUGGUAUUUUAGUUAUUGGGACUAUUGGUCCUUCACUUCCUUUUAUGUUUACAAAGAAAGAAACUUUUGGUAGUCAAAUAAAAAAAAUGUGGAAAUUUUACAAAAAAAAAGUUCCAAUAAAAUUCCAAAAAAAAUAA